GAAAGAAUGACGACCAUGGAGCAUUAUGAACAGGCAUUGAAGUUUCAUCCUUCAUGCAUGUAUCAUAUUACUUCAAAUUUUUUUCACGUUCCGAUCAGCCUUUACUUUCUGCGAGUUGACAUUCCAUGGUGAAGGUCGAUUGACACGUCACGUGUCAGACUCACCAGCCCGCAGAGGCAAACUCGAAAAUCCACAUUGAACGAACGUGGGGCGCGGCGUUCUCGCACUCUCAACAACACCACAACAAAAUGCGUCCAAUUUUGAUGGCGGGCCAUACACGGGCCUUGACACAAGUAAAGUUUUCACCAGAUGGCGACUUGAUUUUCAGUACAGCAAAGGAUCAGGUGAUAUGUGCUUGGUAUAGUGCAAAUGGAGAGCGACUCGGGACGUAUAAUGGCCACGUCGGUGCUGUUUGGACCGUGGACGUGGACCCAGAGUGCAAGAUUCUUGCUUCCGGUGCAGCAGAUAAUACCAUGCGGCUUUGGAACGUCAGAACUGGAGAGCUCUUGAAGACAUGGGAGUUUGGCUCAGCUAUCAAGAGAGUGGAAUUCUCGCCAGACGGCAAACAGCUACUGGGCGUCAUGGAGAAAAGAGCGGGUCACCUGUCAACAAUAUUCGUCUACGAUAUCAACACCGAGGACCCAGCUAGCUCCUCGAACGAAUAUGCGCUCAGAAUCAUUGUCGACGAUGCGAAGGCUACCGUCGCCGGCUUCUCAUAUCAGUCACGCUAUAUAAUCUCAGGCCACGAGGACGGCACUGUCUGUCAAUGGGAUGCCAAGAACGGAGACCUUCUCGACUCGACCCAGGCGCACGAGCCUGACAUGCAAAUUACGGACCUUCAGUGGGCGCCAGAUCGAUCAUACUUCAUUACUGCAUCGAAAGACAAGACCGCCAAACUCCUGAGCACAAACGACCUUAGCGUCAUGAAGAACUACGUCGCAGAUACCCCACUGAACAGUGCUGCUAUCACCCCAGUCAAGGAUUUCAUCAUCGUGGGUGGUGGCCAAGCGGCCAUGGACGUUACAACCACGUCAGCACGACAGGGAAAAUUUGAGGCGAGGUUCUAUCACAAGAUUUUCGAGGAGGAAAUUGGUAGAGUGAGAGGACACUUUGGUCCUCUUAACUACGUCGCGGUGAGUCCGACAGGUACUGCAUAUGCUUCUGGAGGUGAAGAUGGUUAUGUGCGCCUUCAUCACUUCGACCCGAGCUACUUUGACUUCUAUUAUGAGGUAGAGAGGGAAGCGCAGCAACAAUCCAAUGGUCAAACAGUUGGACUUCUAGGCGUGUCAGCUUGAGGAAAGUAUUGAUGAUUGCAUGGCGGAUAUCAAAUGGCGCAUAAAAAUAUAGGGCUGGGUCCUACCGUGUUCCAUAUAUAUUGUGAAGGUUUCGCGCAGUAAGAUAGCAUAAACUUGUUAAGUAUUUUAGCUCUCCGACACAUCUGGAUUUCUGGGCCCAUGUAUCGAGGCAGUGUCUUUACUCUGAGCUGCUUAGCAGGUCUAUGAUUACUAUAAGGGGAUGAAGUAAGCGUGAUACUAUCAUGGGGUUUCCCUAUAAUACUGUUAUAAUCUGUUAGGAAUACUUUCCCGAUACCGACUAGCUUCACUAAUAUGAGCCACUUCGGAAGGGAUUAGCUUCCUAGAGCAAAGGAAUAAAAUAUUGUCAUGGGGUCACCCCUAUGACACGUGAUUGGCACCAUCCUGUUGCCUAUCUGAUUAAAGCAGUAUUGAUAUUAGCUAAUAUAACCUAAUAUAACCUAAUAUUAUCUAAUAUUAGCUAACUGGACUCCUAAACUAAACUGAC
This is a messenger RNA of Verruconis gallopava, 1800 nucleotides long. RefSeq names its product eukaryotic translation initiation factor 3 subunit I. The record is from RefSeq and is a predicted model, not a curated record. Gene Ontology annotation, molecular function: translation initiation factor activity; RNA binding; protein binding. Gene Ontology annotation, cellular component: cytoplasm; eukaryotic translation initiation factor 3 complex, eIF3m. The coding region runs from base 249 to 1295 and encodes 348 amino acids. Gene Ontology annotation, biological process: cytoplasmic translational initiation. NCBI's taxonomy places the organism in Eukaryota, Fungi, Ascomycota, Dothideomycetes, Venturiales, Sympoventuriaceae. The transcript is spliced from 6 exons.